Moneuplotes crassus is the source of this 3049-nucleotide messenger RNA. NCBI's taxonomy places the organism in Eukaryota, Ciliophora, Spirotrichea, Euplotida, Euplotidae. The record is from the annotation of a GenBank genome assembly.
AUGGAAGAGAGCCAGGAAAGUAAAGAUAGCGAGCAGAUUAAUUUUGGUGUUGAAAAAUCAACUAGAAGUGCCAAUAAUCAGGACUACAGCAAUAGAAUCGAGGAGGAUGAAAAGAGACAAAUGCAUAACUUUUUUAGUUCACAGAUGAUUCGCUCUAAAGGAGUCUCUCUAUCUGUUUCUCAGAUAGAUGAUGGAGUUACAUGUAAAAUAAGUGAUGAAAGCUCUGAAGAUGGAAAUAAGACAAUCAGGAAAUUUGACGAAAAGGAUAUCAUUUCCUUAGAAUUAUGGCGUCUACAAAAGAGAGAUAUCUCCAUCAGCAUUUCAUCAAUUUAGUAAAGAUAACAGUAAAGAAUCAAAUUCGUUCCUCAGCAGAAUACUGAUGGACUCAUUAUUUGAACAACCAGAGAAGAUUCGUGAAAAAGAGCUUCCCAAAACUCUUUUUGAAAGAUAUUACCAGUCUAUGCAUGAAAAAAAGGAUGAAUUAAAACAAGAAGAGCCAAUUAUAAAAUCCAUAGACAACUUCUACCACAGAUCUCUAACAGAGCAUAGUUGUAACAUAGACCUACUUCCCUCCACCUCUUCCGACCUGCCCACUAAAUUCUGGUACUUCGAGCUCAGGUCCAAAAUAACCCACGCGUUCCACUUCCACUGCGUUCAGCACAAAAUCUGUCAGUACUACAAUAAGCGGUCAGGCGAUAUCUCAGAAGAAGACUAUCCCUUCAGGCUUGGGUUGGACACUAAGCUGAACUAUUUAUGCUUCAAAGGAAUUGUGUUUGACAAGAAUGACGCAGUUAAUGUCAUAGAGGAAGCAUUUAAGGAGGUUAAUCAGACGAUAGAGUUAGAUAUUAGGGAAGCUUGUGAAGAUGAUGAUGGAACUCCGAGUGUAGAGAUGUUGUUAGCUCCUCAUGAGUCGGAUAAUAGCUUUAGCACGAAGGAUCAGCAAUGAUGUAGUUUGUGACUAUUUUAUCAUACACACAGAUAUGACAGAAAUGAAAAGAUAAACAUUUCUCGUGAUUCCGAAGAGCUAAGAUUUGAAUACUGCUGAGAUGUAAACCUACGCGAGGUGUCUAAUUUUAUUGAAGAUGAAAUUGGCACAGGCUUGAGAGCCUCCAUAGCAAGCUCUCUCAGAAGCUCAGCUAGUUUAGGACUUUCUAGAGAGGUUGGGAGCACCAAGAGGUCAUCAAAGCAAUCAAGAGAAGAUGAUAUUGAAGAAUAUUUAAGCCCUAGUAUGUCUGCUCUUCAGAUCAGCAAACAAACCAAGAGUAGCAAAUAUCGUGAAAUGGCCUCUGAAGAAAUUAAAGAAGAAUCUAAUGAGGAUAGUCAGGAAGGUGACUGGGAAGAAGUUAAGGAAAGUUCUAGGAAUGAAAGCAAAGAAGUUAAAUUAUCAAGUCAAAUAGCAUCUAUCUCGGAUCUUGAUUCAGCCAUUAGCCAUUCGAAUAAAGGAAAAUCUCUUUAUAAAUUGAGUCAAAAGAAAAAGAUUGGGACAAGUGUGGUAAAUAGACUGAGUACUAGCAUGAAUCGGAUCUCAAACUCUAAUAUCUCAUUUGAUGAUCAUACAUUCGUAAGAGAUAUUGAGAGCCUUAACCCCAAAAGUGACAAGUUUGAGAAGAGUAAAUAAAAUUCUAGCUGUCUUUCUGAAUAUUUACAAAAUUCACUUGGUGAAAAGAUGGAAAUGGUCUGUGAAGGAUGUCGAUUUCCCGACUCUCAUCGAGAUUUACAAAAUGGCUGCUGAGUUUGAUACUCUUCACAGAUCGGAUACCUCCAAGAAGAUGGUCACUAAUUCUGUGUCUAAAUAAGAUAAAAACUACAGGAAAGACAGUAAAAGUAGAGAAGUUGCCGAAGGAAUGUAUUAAUAAAUUUGAGGUCAAGAUUGGUAAAGCUACUAAGCGGAUCCUCUCAGGCAAUGAGCAUGAAGAGAACGUCAUAAGGAUCGUAUCUAGGCUAUCCAAAAAUAUCCUCCAGACUGAAGAAGAGAUUAAUAAGAAUUAUGUGCAAGCCUCAGAGGAGGAAAAGGCAGAAAAAUAUGUAUGGAAAUUUACCUUUGAAGAAGACCUACACAAGUCAAAUCCUAUUGAUUUCAGUUCAAUUUUCAAUCAAAUGGGUGAUUAUUGGAUACUUAAGGACUGAAAGACAAUCAUUUUCCUGGAAGAGCUCUGGAAAAGCGCUCAGAGUCCUCAGGAUGGCGGAAGAUCACAGUCAAAUUACUUCUUCAUGACUGAUGACCAGAAGUGGACUUUCGAUUGCAUUGGGAUCACUCUUAAAAAUUUUAAUCAAUUGCAUGCUACUUGCUUGAUAAAGUACACCGACAAAGUCCAGGGGCAGAGGAAGAUUAUUUUUGAGCGGGAGAAUGACUUUGAUGAUCUCAAUUACGAUAUUGACCCAUAUAUCCAAAUUAGAAAUCUUCUACAUAAAGAUAUUAAUUAUACAGAAGCUGGCCAGCUUAUACUUUCCCUAUUCGAAGACCAUGCAGAUGCAAAAUGAAACAUAUAUAAAGCAAUGAAGCAAUUUGUUAAGGACAUUUUAGGAGUUGUCUGUAAAGGCAAUAAUUACAAAGUGACAAGUAGAACACUAUCAUUCCCAAAAUUCAUUGAAUUCUAUGAGAAGCCCCUUCUAGUAGAGUUUAUAGCAACUGAGAAACACGAGUUACCUGAAGAUUACAAACUCCUUUACUCUAUAUUUCCUAAAUGCUCUCUAUUUAAGGUUCAUAACUAUGCAAUUUUCUUUAUAUUUGAAGCCUUGAAAAAUUAUCAGAACUGAAAGUCAGAAGACAUAUUGAUCCUCAUGACUGAUGAGGAGAAAGCAGAUAAUCUUGGCAGAAUCUGCGAUCCCAUUAAGAUGAUGAGAAGGGCUAGAAGAAACUUGAUGGUCAGGCUAAAGAACCUAAACAUUCAAGACCUUCAUGAAAAUAUUACCAAGAACAAGUUUAAGUCGAUCCUUUUAUAUGAGAUGCUUUGGUGCCCAAGCAAUAAUGGAAAAUUAGCCCCAUCAAGUUUGUUGCCAAAAUAUAUAUUCUCCCAAAAAUAACCAUAUCAUACAGUCAUUUUCAACA